AUGACCUCGAUCACCGCCUCUCUCCAGGCCUCGCUGCCCAAACCAAAGUAUACGGGCGAAGAUGAGGAAGAGGCCUCGCGGUCCCUGCACCGCGGCCCCCGGCCCCCGCCCUAUGGCCAACGAUCAGGCUGGCGACCACGGUCGCAGGAAGACUUUGGCGAUGGGGGCGCGUUUCCAGAGGUUCCCGUGGCCCAGUAUCCGCUAGACAUGGGCAAAAAGAGUGCCUCGACGACCAACGCCUUGGCCAUCCAGGUUGAUGCCGAGGGCAAAGUCAAGUACGAUGCCAUCGCACGCCAAGGCCACGGCGACGGCCGCAUCAUACAUACCUCGUUCAAGGAGCUCAUACCGCUGCGCCAACGCGCUGACGCCGGCGAGAUCGACUUGUCACGUCCCGACAAGGACGCGGUAGCGGCAACGACCGAGAAGACCAAGAACGCCCUCGCGGUCCUGGUCAGUGGAGCCGUCGCAUCGCAAAAGCCCAAGAAUGUCAACGUUGGACAACGGAAAGACCCUACAUUUGUGCGAUACACGCCGGCAAAUCAGAUGGGGGACAACUCGAGGAAGCAGGACCGCAUCAUGAAGAUUGUCGAGCGGCAAAGAGAUCCGAUGGAGCCCCCCAAGUUCAAGCACAAGAAGAUUCCUCGAGGCCCACCCUCCCCCCCGCCUCCUGUUAUGCACUCGCCCCCUCGAAAACUUACAGCCGAGGACCAAGAAAUGUGGAAGAUCCCGCCGCCCGUCUCCAACUGGAAGAACCCCAAGGGUUUCACGGUGCCUUUGGACAAGCGCCUGGCCGCGGACGGACGCGGACUGCAGGAUAUCGCCAUCAACGACAAGCAUGCCCAGUUUGCCGAGGCCGUCAAAAUGGCAGAACGACACGCGCGCGAGGAAGUGCAGCAGCGAGCCAUGAUGCAGCAGAGACUGGCGGAGAAGGAGAAGGCGCAAAAGGAGGACAACCUUCGAUCUCUGGCACAAAAGGCACGAGAGGAGCGCGCUGGGGCAAGUCGUGGUCGCCGGGACUCGAGGACCUCGCGGGAUUCGCGAUCACGCGAGAGUUCAGAUGUCCGAGAGCGAGAAAAGGCCAGACGGGAGCGCAGGAAGGAGGAAGAGAGGAAGCUGCGGCAAAAUCGCAUGGGCGCAGAACGCCGGAUACAAGUCAUGGCUCGGGAGCAGAACCGAGACAUUUCCGAGAGGAUUGCCCUGGGGCUAGCAAAGCCGACACAGGCAAAGGAGACCAUGUACGAUUCGCGGCUAUUCAACCAGUCAAGCGGAUUCGACAGCGGGUUCAACGAGGACAACCCAUUCGAUAAGCCUCUCUUUGCAGCCCAGGAGGCCAUCAGCAGCAUCUACCGGCCGCGGGCGAACUUGGAGGAGGACGAGGCCGAAGCUGGUGAGCAGGAAAUGGCAAAGAUUCAAAAGGUUAGCCGGUUUGGGGAGGCAUUGGGCAAGGGGACGUUUAAGGGGGCGGCCGAGGUCGAGGCGCGUGAGGGUCCCGUCCAGUUUGAAAAAGAGACUGCGGAUCCUUUCAACGUGGACAAGUUCCUGUCCGAGGUGGACCAGAGCUCGUCGUCGAAGCGCGGGUACGGACUGCAGGAGGAAGGAGAUCGGCAAUCCAAGCGUCCACGAGUGGAGGACGACGACGAUGGCUGA
Hirsutella rhossiliensis is the source of this 1647-nucleotide messenger RNA. Its product is annotated as SKIP/SNW domain-containing protein. Gene Ontology annotation, biological process: mRNA splicing, via spliceosome. Gene Ontology annotation, cellular component: spliceosomal complex. Lineage: Eukaryota; Fungi; Ascomycota; Sordariomycetes; Hypocreales; Ophiocordycipitaceae. The record is from RefSeq and is a predicted model, not a curated record. The transcript has 4 exons. Bases 1 to 1647 code for a protein of 548 amino acids.